Aedes albopictus (Asian tiger mosquito) is the source of this 4823-nucleotide messenger RNA. RefSeq names its product centrosomin-like. The transcript is spliced from 8 exons. The record is from RefSeq and is a predicted model, not a curated record. Gene Ontology annotation, molecular function: transcription cis-regulatory region binding; protein kinase binding; calmodulin binding. Gene Ontology annotation, cellular component: pericentriolar material; microtubule plus-end; microtubule organizing center. The coding region runs from base 1325 to 4783 and encodes 1152 amino acids. Lineage: Eukaryota; Metazoa; Arthropoda; Insecta; Diptera; Culicidae. Gene Ontology annotation, biological process: positive regulation of DNA-templated transcription; regulation of mitotic cell cycle spindle assembly checkpoint; establishment of mitotic spindle orientation.
AGAAGAAGAACAGAGCAUUUUACUCUUGACGCAUACUAUGAUUAGGUCAUUUGAAUCGUUUUCAAGCAAAACUUCUAGCGUGUACGUCUGCGUCUCUUACAAAAGUACAAUUUAAUUUUAUCUUAACCAAACUCGGUUGAUGCAGCUCGUGCAGCUCGGAGCUUGAAACGGCGUAGAAUGAGACGCCAGAAACUAAGCGCGAAAACGUGUCCCGCAUGAAUUUAACGCUUUGCCAUGUGCUGCGUAUCGUCUUUUGGAAUAGGUACCCUCCAACAACAGUGAAGCUCUAGUUUAUGCGGGCGUAAAUAUAGCGCGUAAAUAGUUGCAUUAUAUAGUAAGUCGCAAUACCUGAUUACUGGUUAUUACAUAAAAAUGAGUAAAGAUCGACCUUUAUUUUUUAUUAAUUAUUGAAACGACUUUUAUCGCAGUUAGUUGAAACCACCAGAUUGAAAUCGACUGUACAAAUGAAAUUUCUAGAAAUACUAUAAGCAGUACCGCACCGCAUAGAAAAGACUUCAGGACUUCAGUAUGCCACUAGAGUCCCCUGCAGAGCAAUUCACAGAUUACUUUGUUUACAAUGUCAUAUUUGUAUUCGGUCGUAAAUUAAUUCCCCGUCUGGAGUUUACUGCAAUAACCCUGAAUUGUGUCCACCGCACGAGGCUAGUUAUGUACCAAUAUUCACACUUGUUGCGCAUCAUUGUUCAGUGUUUUCCGAUGUGAAAAUGCCUAGAAAAACAAGGAUCUGCGCAUGCCAACGUACACAGAGUAAGCCUACUUCAACGAGGCGACGAAAGAGCAUCCGUCCAUAGGCAUUUGCAACCACAGCAAACAGCGCGCACGUACGUUGCUAUGACAGCGGUUGCACCGUAAACAAAUCGCGAUUCCAUGGUUGGUCGGUCAGUCCCAUUCCGUACCGAACCGACACCGUGCUUCAAUGUGACACAUGUGACAUUCUAUAAAUAAUCAUCGUUCAAUCCUCACCGACUGUCGUCCGUCGCAGUAGUCGCAAACCCGAUUUUGACGUACGGAAUUCCGCACCCACGCACCUACGCUGGGUUGUCCAUCUCCUCGAUCUAUCUAGUAGACACGUGUGAAGUUGUUCUUUGAAGUCGCCUACUGGGAGCUACCGAACAGUACUUCAUCAUCGCAUCGCAUGCUGCCUGCCCGCUUUCCGAAGCGUCUUGCGGAGUUGCGAAGGAAAUGAACCAGAACUGUGUCAUUUCCUCUCGGAUCGUUCGCCGUUCGUUCCUGUUGUUGCUGCAAUGCAAUGGCCAUACGCUAAUUAGCGUGAAAACCUGGAAGCCCUGGACAACAAGAUGCCACCAUGGAUAAUUCAUAUACCAUGGGCUUUCGGUCGCCGUCGAUGAACGCCCUGGCGGGACAGUCCAGCCCCGGACAGGGUCGUUCUUUGCGCGAAUACGAAGAGCAGAUGUCCGCCCUGCGAAAGGAGAACUUCAACCUCAAGCUGCGGAUAUACUUCCUGGAGGAAAAUGCCGGCAUCGGAGGAGGCGGCGGCAGUGGUGGUAACACGAGUGGCGGUGCGAACACUGGUACUGGUGCUGGAAUCACGGGUCACGGAUCGCCGACGGAUGGAACGAUCGCGCCGGAGAGUUUGUUCAAGCAGAACAUCGAUUUGAAGGUGGAACUGGAAUCCCUCCGGAAGGACCUCCAGGAAAAGCAAGAUCUCCUCUGCCAGGCGGCCAAAGCGAUGGAGAUGAUGGAGGAAAGCCAACGCAAGGCGGAACACCACCACCGAGAGGUGCUCUCCGACAUGGAGCACCGCUUAGAGAUGCUCCAGCAGGAAAUCAAACAAAUGGAAGCGGCUGAUAGGCAACACCAGCAUCAGCAGCAAGAGCAACACCACACUCACACAGCCAACAUCACGCGAAGUGCCCUUAACGAUACCAACCUGUUGGACAUUCUGGAAAAGCAGCAACAUCUCGAGCUGAACGUGGUCGAUAAGCUGCAAGCGCUGGACAUGGAUAACGUCAUCCGGCAGUGUCGGGCCCAGAACGAAGAACUGUGGCGGCAGGUUGGCGACUUGAACAGGCAACUGGAGGAAAAGCAGCACAAACUGAACACGCUAGAGGUACAGCUGAGCGAGAUGCGGUACGAAUGCGCCGAACUGAGGGACAAGCUGGAGGAGAACGAUCGGUCGACCUCGGAUGCGGAGGUCCUCAGGCUCAAGAAGGAUCUGUUCCAGGCGAAGUCGGAACUGGCGGAAAAGCUGUGCCAGCUGGAUGACACCGAAGUGAAGCUGAAGGAAAAAUCCGCCGAGCUGUUCAAGACGGCCAAGAUGGUGGAAAAGCUGGUGAAAACAAUCACCGAGCUGGAGAAGGAAAAUGCCCGCCUCAAGCGCAACUCGAGUCCCGAGUUGAAAGCCCCCGAUCCCGUAAAGAAGAUUGUCUCGGACCCCGGCAGUGCAAACCAUCCUUCAGCAACGGGGGCACCAAUGGAGCAGCCCAUCUUCGACCAGAAUCAACAAAUCGUAUCGCAGGACGAAUACGACAGCCUGUGUCUGAGGCUGAAAGCCCUCCAAACCAAGAACGACAGCCUCAUCCAGAAGCUCACCAGCAACUCGAACGACCGCAACGAGAACAUCAUCAUCAAGCAGCUCAACGAAGAGCUCAUCCAGGCGCGAGACGAAGCGGAAAAGUCUCAGCGCUGGCGCAAGGAAUGCGUCGACCUGUGUGCCAUUUCCACGGCUCGGCUGGAAGAACUGGCCGGGUUCCUGGACUCCCUGCUUAGGAACGAAGAAUUCAGUGGAACGCUCUCGAUAGCCCGCCGGAAGGCCAUCCGCAAAGCGGUAGACCGCAGCUUGGACCUCUCGAGGAGUUUGAACAUGUCCAUAUCGGUCACUCGAUUCUCGCUUCCGGAGAACAGCUUUGCCAAUCUGAGCAGCUUGACAGGCUUUUUGAAUGGAACCGAUCGGAGUCUCAUACUUGAGGAUGACGCCGAUAAGGAGAACCAAGGAAGUGCCGAGAAAGUGAUUGCCUCUUUGAAGGCAGAAAAUCGUGAGCUCCGGGGCCAGUUGGAGGGUCGCGGAAGUGCCAAGAAGGCGGGUCAUGCGGAAGUUAGGAAAAAGUUGAUCCCACUGAUGACCGAACCGGUGUCGGAUUCGGAAGCGUGGUCGGAACCUGAUAGGGAUGUUUCGUUGGCUAGAAUCGGACUGGAAGAGCGAUCGUCGCUGACGAAUUCCGGUGGUAAAGGGAAGAACAUCUCUGCACGAGGACUUGGAGGAGUGUUGCAGGAAUUCAGCUCUACUUCGGAGAAUGAAGGUAACGGAAGUCAUUUGAGGAAGCAAGGCGCUGAAUUGAAGCAACUGCAGGAAGCGGUUCAGGAGAAAGACAGCAAAAUUCUGGAAAUUCAGACUCGAAUGGUGGACCUGGACAAUAAACUGCAGGAGGAGAAGAUGAAAGCUGCGAGAACACAAAUGGAGUUGGAGAAUACACGGCAUGUGAAUCAGCGACUGGAAAAGGAGAAUAAUGAACAGUCUAGUAGCAUGAAAAAUAAUGUGAAGCGUCUCGAGGAAUUGAGUCGAGAGAUUCAUCAAAAGGACGAGUUUAUCGAGAAGCUCAAGAAAGAUCGCGACCAGGCGUUUGUCGACCUUCGGGUGGCUCUUAUGAAGCAUGACAGUCUGAAAGCGGAAUAUCAGGAUUGUCAACAGAAACACAAGACUCAAAUCGAUUCCCUUCUGGCGCAGGAACGGCAGCGGUUGGAACAACUGCGUCAAGAUCUGACCGAAUCGUUUAACAGCCAGUUAAAAGCCAAACAGGCUUCAUUCGAAGCUAGUCUGGAGGAAAGUUACAUCUCCAAGAACAUCUACCUGGAAAAGGUGAAGGAGCUUGAAGAGCUUCACAUCCGAUUAGAGGACGCCCAUCUGAAUUUGCUGAACAUGACGGAGAUUGAAGGCAAGAUGAAGCAACAAGUAACAGAAGCGGAGAAUUCCAUCCAGAAGAUGCGUAAAGCGCUGGAUGAAGCGACUCUGCAAACGUCCAAGGCGGCACUGGAGCGCACCAAAGCAAUGAACGAAAAGCGACUGCUAGAAGACGAACUGCAACACGUUCAACAAGACUUGGAAGCCGUCAAGGCCGAGAAGAAUGAACUGAACGCAAGACUGGUCGAGGUCCAGGCCAGGUUGCAACAGGUUCAGCGCUUACCGCCGCAGCGAUUGAACAGUUCAUCCGGUGCCGAAUGCUCCACAGCUUCCGGGUACGCCUCGGAGGAAUUCCUGUCGGUGGCAAAUCGGAAGGCUAAGGUCGAACCCGGCCUGCGAGUGGAAAACUCAUCUCCAGAUCUUGGCAUCGAAAGCGACGCUGGACGACUGUCCAAUCCGGAAACCAAUCCGAGGACGUCGGCUGCAACCGGCGGCGAAGGGGCGCUCAGUCCCGCUAGGCCGCUGCUCAAGACGCUGGAGCUUACGAAAUCGAUGAGCGAUCUGCUGAUGGAUCCAAAACAGGAAGCCAACCCAGAGCUCAACUCGUCCGCUCAAGCCACCGCCGACAGUACCAGAUCAGUUGUGCACGACUGUGCCAAAAUCGAGGCCGAUUUCGCCGAGCUGAAGCGCCGGUACAAGCAAACCCGGCGCCACCUGGAGCUGGCCUACGACAGUAUUAAGUCGUCCAACAAGCGCAAGGAGCAGCUGGAACGGGACAUCAAGCAGCAAAUCCAAAAGACCAACGUCGUGCUCAAAACGGUCCGCACCAACAUGACCAACGAGCUGGAGAAAUCCGGCUCCGGUAGUGCGCUUCCCCAGACCACCGAAACCGGUCGCAAGAGCUGAAGCUCGGGCUCGGGCUAUACCUAGACCAUGUGAUGUGAUG